Messenger RNA from Triticum dicoccoides, 1821 nucleotides. RefSeq names its product putative receptor-like protein kinase At4g00960. Bases 77 to 1504 code for a protein of 475 amino acids. The transcript has 8 exons. Gene Ontology annotation, biological process: protein phosphorylation. Gene Ontology annotation, molecular function: ATP binding; protein kinase activity. Lineage: Eukaryota; Viridiplantae; Streptophyta; Magnoliopsida; Poales; Poaceae. The record is from RefSeq and is a predicted model, not a curated record.
CCCGACGCGGCCCCCGACCCUCCCUGAGGCAGCGGGGGACGAGAGACGGCAACCGGGGCCGGGCGAGGAGGAGGGAAUGGAGCGGAGGAGGCUCUCGCAGGAGGACGAGCUGCUGAGUGAGAGACGGCGGUCGCCGGAGGAGGAUGCUGUGGAGGAUAGGGUGACAAGGGAGCUGGCGGAGGCGGAGGAGAAGCGGAAGAGGGAGAAGGAGGAGGACGAUCUCGAAGAAUUUCAGCUGCAGCUGAUACUGGAGAUGAGCAACCGGGAAAUGGUCGCCAACCAGACAGACCCCUUUGAAGAACCUCGCAGCAAAGAGCAUUCCUCGGUGGAUUGGGCGAUAAUAAGGGAGUCGUGCGAGGCGGAGGAAAGGAAGCGGGAGAGGGAGAAGGAGGAGGAGGAGCUCGAGAAAUACCAGCUGGAGCUGGUGCUGGAGAUGAGCCAGCGGGAAAUGGAACUCGAGGUCGCCAACCAGAUUUGUCAAGAACAGAAAGACCUCUCUGAAGAACCCUGCAGCAAGGAGUCUUAUGAAGAUGGAGAAUCCAGCAGCCAAACUUCAGAGAGCAUCAGCACCUUAUUGUCUUCUUUUGAAAUCAGUGAUCAAGCAAUUGAACUUAAAACCCUGGAGGACAUACUGAUUGAUGCAAAUGCAAAGCCGGCAAGGCUAUCAUAUACAUUUAUAAGAUCCAUCACAGGAAAUUUCUCUCAAGAGAUCGGCCGUGGUGGGUUUGGAGUUGUUUAUCUGGGACAUGUAGGAACUUGGAAGGUGGCUGUGAAAAAGCUUUCCAUAUUGCAGGGCUUCUCUGACAAGCCUUUUGUGGACGAGAUUAACUGUUUAAUGGGGAUAAGGCACAACAAUAUUGUCAGAUUUCUAGGUUAUUGUGCUGAUACACACGGAGAAUUUGUGCCAUUCAACGGAAGCCAUGUGAUGGCAGAGGUACCACAAAGAAUGUUAUGCUUUGAGUAUGUUCCUAACGGGAACCUUCAGAAGUAUCUCAAAGAUAAAUCUCACAAAGAUGAGUGGAAAACACAGUACCAAAUGAUUAGGGGAAUUUGUCACGGUUUAGACUAUCUUCACAACAAACGCAUUACUCAUUUGGAUUUAAAACCCGACAAUAUUAUUUUGGAUGCUUGUUUGGAGCCUAAAAUUACGGACUUCGGGCUAUCAAGAUGCUUUGAUGAAGGCAUAUCAAGAGUUUACACUAAAAUCAUUCGUGGAACACCGGCGAGUAUUGCACCAGAGAUCAUAGAUAGUGGAGAAAUAACUUUCAAGUCGGACGUGUAUGAUUUGGGUAUCAUAAUCAUGAAAAUAUUAACAGGGCGUAAUAACUUUGAUUUUGAAAAUUGGGAUACAUCUAUAGACGUGGAUGACCCACAGGUACAGAGCUGCAUUGGAAUAGCCAAAAAAUGUGUGCCUUUUAACCAACAUGAGAGACCUACAAUUGGUGAGAUCAUGCAAAAGCUCGACGAGAUAGAGAGGAUGGGAUUCGAAAAGCCAACACCAUAGUUAUUCAUUGUAAAAAUGUGAUCAUGUUCACAUAUAGAUAUCUGGUGUAUACUCCAGUUUUUUGGUGCAUCUGUGGGCAUUCCACACUAUCAUAUCUACUCCCUCCGUCACACCAUAUAAGAUCAUUAUAGGGAGUUUAUGUUGGAUUUAAGCCCGACGUGGGCUUCUCCAGUACAUGGGUACGCAGGUGUCCGGAUAGGAUAACUGACCAUUACCUAAUAGGACUUGCAUGUACGUGACCGAGUAGGAGUAGUUUUAGUCACCAAGUCCGUUUGGUGCUAUCUAGUCUAGCUUCUAUAUAUUAUAUAUAGAGUCUG